AUGAUACAGCUAACAUCUAGUGACAGUUGUGACGUAAAAGUUAAGAGUAUUGAAUCACAAAAUGGUUCAAAAAAGAGAAUCAAUAUUACACCAUGGUACCCAGUCCAUGACUGUCUACUCAUUCUUAUUAAUAUUCAUUGCCAUCUUUUCCUAAUAUCAUUCAUCAAUUCCAAUUGGAAUUCACAUUGCAUGAUUGAUACAUUCAUACUAUCAUGA
This is a messenger RNA of Cavenderia fasciculata, 216 nucleotides long. RefSeq lists its product as uncharacterized. The coding region runs from base 1 to 216 and encodes 71 amino acids. The record is from RefSeq and is a predicted model, not a curated record. The transcript has 2 exons. NCBI's taxonomy places the organism in Eukaryota, Evosea, Eumycetozoa, Acytosteliales, Cavenderiaceae.